AAUGAAAGCAAAAUUGGUAACGUUUUAGGGGUAAUUUCUUCACAACACCUUAUCCAAGUACAACUCUUCUCAGUUGUGCAAACUGUGCUAAACGAAGCCGAUAAGCCCCUCAAACUCGCUUCCCCUCUUUUCACCAUGGAAGCAACUCUCCUUUCCUUUCCUUCCUCCAAACCUCCACCUUUACAAUUCCAUACCCUAAAACCCAACACCCAAAUUUUCCGCUAUUGUAAACCCAAGUUCCCUUCUUUCAAACCAUCGCCUUUCCCUUCCAUCAGGGCAGCCAUUUCCCGCACCAGAAAGGAAGAAACAGUUGAAACAGUGAAAACCCAAUUGGAAAACUGUAAUCUUUUAGCAGCUAUAGAAUACACAGGUUUCACUGUUAAGCAAUUCCAGAAUUUGCGUAGAUCACUUCCAGAGUCAUCCAAGUUACUUGUUGCGAAGAACACUUUGGUUUUCAAAGCCAUCGAAGGGACUCCUUGGGAAGCCUUGAAACCAUGCAUGAAAGGCAUGAAUGCUUGGCUUUUUGUUCACUGUGAAGAAAUCCCAGAUGCUAUUAAACCUUACAGGUUGUUUCAGACAGAAGAAAAGGUUGAAAAUGACUUUACAGGGGCUGUUUUUGAAGGGAAGUUUUAUGGGCCUGGAGAGUUUAAUCUGUUGGAAAAUAUGCCUACCAGGGCUGAGAUUUAUGCCAAGCUUUUGGGAAGUUUACAGACUCCUGCAAUUGGACUUGUUGGGACACUCCAGGCUCCUGCCAGGGAUGUUGUUAUGAUUUUGAAGGCUUAUGUGAAGAAGCUGGAGGAGGAGAGUGGUGGGAAAUAAUUGGGGCUCUUCAAGAUUGCUUGCUGGAGAACGGAGAUUUCUUGUAUUUAAUUAUGUGACAUUGGAAUUUGAAUUGGUGGUGUUGGAAUCACUUUGCAAGAUCAAAUUUUUUAUGUGAUUCUUUUGAAUUUUCUCAUCUUCUAAUCUGUAAGAGCUCUAUUUAUUUCAA
Durio zibethinus is the source of this 988-nucleotide messenger RNA. RefSeq names its product Ribosomal protein L10 family protein. NCBI's taxonomy places the organism in Eukaryota, Viridiplantae, Streptophyta, Magnoliopsida, Malvales, Malvaceae. The record is from RefSeq and is a predicted model, not a curated record.